Paecilomyces variotii is the source of this 750-nucleotide messenger RNA. RefSeq lists its product as hypothetical. The coding region runs from base 60 to 416 and encodes 118 amino acids. NCBI's taxonomy places the organism in Eukaryota, Fungi, Ascomycota, Eurotiomycetes, Eurotiales, Thermoascaceae. The record is from RefSeq and is a predicted model, not a curated record. The transcript has 2 exons.
UUUAAUAAUAAACUGAGGAUAGUCCCCGGGGCAGAUUUCGCCCAAACUCAAGCUUGAGAAUGGAUGCACCAAAGCGCGUUGUCUUAAGGCUCCGGUCAAACGAGUUUGACAACGGUUCUCCACAGGAAAUAGUCAAGAUUUCCCAAAAAUUCCUCGAGUCAUCUGGUUACAAUAAAACCGGUCGCGACAACCAUUUCGUUCACGCAGAGCCACCCCAGCCUGAACCUCGCCGGCACUUCCAUAUUACUCUUGAUAUUAACUAUCGGAACAAUACACCUGAUAUGCAGACAUUGCCUUUUGAAUUCUUCAGAGUUAAUAAAAACCUUGAAUUCAAACCUCUAGAGCUGGGACCUCUAGAGACACAAUAUCGCCAGCUCCUAAACGGGUUCUACCCAUGGGGCAGAGAUGGACAUUGAGAUUAGGCUGAGGUUAAUGGGUUAAUAUUGUCAUAUUGGUAUUGAUAAAACUGUUGCGGAGAUAAAAAUCGAGAGCCCUUAGCUUCUCUAUUUCGAGAAUAAGAGUACUACUUACUUAAUCCCGAUACGAUCCCUAUGGAAGAUCCGCCCGAGUCCUACAUCUUUAUUAGUCCGCAGGACUUUAAGGGCCCCAGUGGUGAUAUUAUUAUGAGUGUGAAAAACAAUGAUCUUCCUCGGAAUAGUUAGAAAUAUAUAUGUAUAUACAUUCGAUACAGAUAAGCCUUUACCGUGGUGAGAUCUAGAGGAGAGAGAACCCGGAUACCCUAAAUAGGAC